Messenger RNA from Oncorhynchus gorbuscha (pink salmon), 2880 nucleotides. It is a transcript of the gene syngr1a, whose product is annotated as synaptogyrin 1a. Gene Ontology annotation, cellular component: neuromuscular junction; synaptic vesicle membrane. The transcript has 4 exons. NCBI's taxonomy places the organism in Eukaryota, Metazoa, Chordata, Actinopteri, Salmoniformes, Salmonidae. Bases 516 to 1223 code for a protein of 235 amino acids. The record is from RefSeq and is a predicted model, not a curated record.
UUGAAUAUGUGAGCCUGUAGUGAGUGGGCUUGUGUUUCUCCACACUUCAAGUUCUAGCGUGUACGUUUAUUUUUAAAUAGUGAUUUUUUUUGUGUGUUAUUGAAUAAGAUCAUGUUUUCUGUCAGGAGCGCGCCUGUGAUUGUCGAGAGUGAGUGCGCGUCAAAAAACUUGACUGCGCCGUAUGCGCGCGCUACUCACAAGAAAUGCUUGUCUGCUCGGCUUAUUUCUCUCCACCUUUCAGAUGAGAAAGGGCUAUAUAGGGAGAAGGGGAAGAGGUUGUUUUAGGGAAAUAAAUUAGCUUCAAAACCACAGAAAGCAGACACGGGUGGAAGGCUUUGGCAAAGGGGCAGAGCAGAUACUAGAAUACAUUAAACCCGAGUCAAUCCUGUUCCAACGGGCAGCGUUCUAAUCAUACCAAGGUCAAUACACCGAACGAGCGCACAAACCCACGUAUUUGAACGUAUUAGGCUGGGUACUGAAUUCGGAGACGGGGAAAUCACCACCAGAAGCUGAAGAUGGAGGGGGUGAUGCAGGGGAUGCAGGCAUACGGAGCGGGGAAGGCUGGAGGAGCCUUCGACCCUUUGACGUUCUUUCAACAGCCUCAAACUAUCCUUCGGCUUGUGUGCUGGCUCUUCUCCAUCGUGAUCUUUGGCUGUAUAGCCAACGAGGGCUAUGUGAACCGGCCUGACGAGAUUGAGGAGUUCUGCAUCUUCAACAGGAACCAGAAUGCCUGUAACUACGCUGUGGGGAUGGGCACCCUAGCUUUCCUAAGUUGUGCUGCCUUCCUGGCCCUGGAUGUCUACUUCCCCCAAAUCAGCAGCGUCAAGGACCGCAAGAAGGCUGUGCUUGCUGACAUCGGAGUGUCUGCAUUCUGGUCAUUUGUCUGGUUUGUGGGGUUCUGUUUCCUGGCCAACCAGUGGCAGGUUGCCAAAGAGGAGGACAACCCUUUAAGGGAGGGCGCGGACGCAGCCCGAGCCGCCAUUACCUUCGCCUUCUUCUCCAUCUUCACCUGGGCGGUGCAGGCCUUCCUGGGCUUUCAGAAGUACAAGCUGGGGGCUGACUCGGCCCUCUUCUCCCAGGAGUAUGUUGACCCUACCGCCGACCCCAACGCUGCGGCCCCCAUGGGCACUGACUACACGGGCUACACCGCCGACAUUGACCCCGCGGCCAGCACAGAGCUAGCCUUUGAUGGCUCCACUGGCUACCAGGGCCAGGAGUACUGAGCCAGAGGGCCAAGGGAGGAGGAGAAGGCCCAGGGAGGGGUAUUUGGCAUCAGGGGUGGUUUAAGGGGACAUGUUUGUGGUUUAUGGGACAUGGGGUGGCUUAAAGGUAGCCAUGUCCCAGAUCUGUUUGUGGUAGGUGUGAUAAUGAAAUACAGAGCCUUCAAAGUAUUCUAACCCUUUGACUUUUUACACAUUUUGUUGUGUUACAGCCUAAAUUUCAAAUUGAUUCUAUCACUGGCCAACACACAAUAGCCCAUAAUGUCAAAGUAGAAUUAUGUUAUUAGAAAUGUUGACAUUAUUUUUUUUUUAUAUAAUAAUAAUUUAAAGCUGAAAUGUCUUGAGUCAAUAUGUAUUCAACCAUUAUUUAUUUUAUGGCAAAAAGCCCAAAUAAGUUCAGGUGUAAAAAUGUGCUUGGUUUGAGCAUGGGGCAGUUAUUAAUUAGAAUUUGCAUGCUGUAUCAAUACACCCAGUCACUUCAAAGACACAGGCAUCCUCCUAACUCAAGGAAUCAUCAGAGAUUUCACCACGAGGCCAAUGGUGACUUUAAAACAGAUUUGAAUGGCAGUGAUAGGGGAGAACUGAGAAUGGAUCAACAACAUUGUAGUCACUCUAUAAUACUAACCUAAAUGAUAGAGUGAAAAGGAGGCCUGUACAUAAUUAAAAUAUUCCUGUUUGCAAUAAGGCACCAAAGUAAAACCUGCAAAGAAAUUAACUAUGUCCUGAAUACAAAAUGCUAUGUUUGGGGUAAAUCCAACACAAAAUAGCACUGACCACCACAUUAUUCAUUUUUUCAAGCAUGGUGGUGUCUGCAACAUGUUAUGGGUAUGCUUGUCAUCGGCAAGGACUAGGGAUUUUCUUUUUUUUAAUAAAAAUAAAUGGAAUAGAGCUAAGCACAGGCAAAAAUAUUAGAGGAAAACCUGGUUGUCUGCUUUCCAACAUAGACUGGGAGACAAAUUCACCUUUCAACAGGACAAUAACCUAAAUCACAAGGGCAAAUAUACACUGGUGUUGCUUACCAAGAUGGCAUUGAAUGUUCCUUAAUUGCCUAGUUACAAUUUUGACUUAAAUCAAUUUGAAACUUUAUGACAAACUUGAAAAGGCUGUCUAGCAAUGAUCAACAACUGACUGGACAGAGCAUGAAGAAUUUAAAAAAGAUUAAUAGGCAAAUAUUGUACAAUUUAAGAUGUGCUAAGCUCUUAAAGACUUACCCAGAAAGACUGAUAGCUGUAAUCGCUGCCAAAGGAUAUAACAUGUAUUGACUCCGGGGAGUAAAUACGUAUGUAAAAUAAGGUAUUUCUGUAUUUCAUUUUCAAUACAUUUCCUAAACUUUUUAAAAACAUGUUUUAACUUUGUCAUUAUAAGGUAUAAGGUACAUUAUUUGAUCAAUUUUGAAUUCAGGCUGUAACAACGAAAUGUGGAAUAAAUCGAGUGCUAUGAAUACUUUCUGAAGGCACUGUAGGAGUUGGCAAGAUAGCACCAACAGAUCUGAGACUUGAGUACCUGACAGGGACUUUGGGUGGCUGACUGGGUGGAACAGGAUCAUGGGUUGGCAUUCACUGUGUGUGUAAGUGAGUGCUACAGCAUUGCCGGGGGAGGUGGAGGCAGGGUAUGGGGGAAAGCGAGGGACUUCUUAGAGGCCAUGGUCGGUGUCUGGAAG